GCGCACUGCCUUUCUUCUCUUACAUUUCCCUUCCUGCUCGUUUCUCCAUUACUCCGCGGCGUAGAUCCGAGGAGUUUUGGAAACAGUCUCUGCAAUUCAGCCAUACCCUUUGUUCUUCACAGCAUCCAGGUUUUCCCCCCGAAUUUUAACGCUGUCAGUUUCUGCAGUCAUGGCUGGAAUGGCACCAGAAGGUUCUCAAUUUGAUGCCCGUCAGUAUGAUUCCAAAAUGAGUGAGCUACUUGCAACUGAUGGUCAGGAUUUCUUCACUAGUUAUGAUGAGGUGUAUGAAAGUUUUGAUGCAAUGGGCUUGCAAGAAAAUCUUCUUAGGGGUAUCUAUGCCUAUGGUUUUGAGAAGCCUUCUGCAAUUCAACAAAGAGGGAUUGUUCCUUUCUGCAAGGGCCUUGAUGUGAUUCAACAGGCACAAUCUGGGACCGGAAAAACUGCAACCUUUUGCUCUGGAAUUUUGCAACAGCUGGAUUAUAACAUUGUUGAAUGUCAGGCUCUAGUUUUAGCACCCACACGUGAACUUGCACAGCAAAUUGAGAAGGUUAUGCGUGCACUGGGUGAUUAUCUUGGUGUAAAGGUUCAUGCUUGUGUUGGAGGCACCAGUGUCCGUGAAGAUCAGCGGAUCCUCUCUAGUGGGGUUCAUGUUGUUGUUGGCACUCCUGGGCGUGUGUUUGACAUGCUGAGGAGGCAGUCCCUGCGUCCUGAUUACAUCAAAAUGUUUGUAUUAGAUGAAGCUGAUGAGAUGCUUUCAAGAGGAUUUAAGGAUCAGAUAUAUGACAUCUUCCAGUUGCUGCCCCCCAAGAUCCAAGUUGGUGUAUUCUCAGCUACUAUGCCGCCAGAGGCCCUUGAAAUUACAAGGAAAUUCAUGAACAAGCCUGUCCGAAUUCUCGUGAAGCGUGAUGAGUUGACCCUAGAGGGUAUCAAGCAGUUCUAUGUUAAUGUUGACAAGGAGGAGUGGAAGCUCGAAACCCUCUGUGAUCUUUACGAGACCCUUGCCAUCACCCAAAGUGUCAUCUUUGUUAACACCCGGCGCAAAGUUGACUGGCUCACUGAUAAGAUGCGUGGCCGUGAUCACACUGUAUCUGCCACACAUGGUGACAUGGAUCAAAACACUAGAGAUAUCAUUAUGCGAGAAUUCAGAUCUGGUUCUUCGCGAGUUCUCAUCACCACCGAUCUCCUAGCCCGUGGUAUUGAUGUUCAGCAGGUCUCCCUUGUUAUCAACUAUGAUCUGCCAACACAGCCUGAGAACUACCUCCAUCGUAUUGGACGAAGUGGGCGGUUUGGCAGGAAAGGUGUUGCAAUAAAUUUUGUUACUAGUGAGGACGGGCGCAUGCUUCUCGACAUACAGAAGUUCUACAAUGUCGAGAUUCAGGAGUUGCCAGCCAAUGUUGCGGAUCUCCUGUAAUGCAGUUUUGUGACCCCCCGGGGUCUAAUUGCUCCUUAUCCUAUAUAUUAUUUGGUUUACUCGAUGUUAUGGACCAUGGUUGAAGAUCUAGUGCAUGGAGGUGGGUUCUCAUCUCCCAAUCUAGUUGCAGUUUCGAACUACUAUUGUGAAAUUUUGGUUUGUUUUUGUAUUUUGUCCAAAGCAAACUGCAGAUUGGGCUGAUGAUCAACUUUUCUUUUCUGUCUGAAAAAGUUUGAAUUUUUCAUUCUGUAUUUGAGGUUCUGUUUAGUGGAUUAUUUCAUCUUAGAAGAUAUUUAGGACCUGGUAA
This is a messenger RNA of Andrographis paniculata, 1718 nucleotides long. RefSeq names its product eukaryotic initiation factor 4A-11-like. NCBI's taxonomy places the organism in Eukaryota, Viridiplantae, Streptophyta, Magnoliopsida, Lamiales, Acanthaceae. The coding region runs from base 170 to 1411 and encodes 413 amino acids. Gene Ontology annotation, cellular component: cytoplasmic stress granule. The record is from RefSeq and is a predicted model, not a curated record. Gene Ontology annotation, biological process: cytoplasmic translational initiation. The transcript has 5 exons. Gene Ontology annotation, molecular function: translation initiation factor activity; RNA helicase activity; ATP binding.